Molecule: messenger RNA, 1233 nt
Organism: Rhodofomes roseus
Lineage: Eukaryota; Fungi; Basidiomycota; Agaricomycetes; Polyporales; Fomitopsidaceae
Product: Per1-like protein
Exons: 3
Coding region: 88-1107 (339 amino acids)
Biological process (GO): GPI anchor biosynthetic process
Cellular component (GO): endoplasmic reticulum membrane
Molecular function (GO): hydrolase activity, acting on ester bonds
Source: RefSeq, a predicted model, not a curated record
CACUGACUUCCACUCUGCACCCCGCGGCUGUCCUGCGCUGUACCAACAUCACAUAUCCUCCCGCUCCUUUCAUAUCCACCCUUCAUUAUGCGCAUAUGGUAUACACUUCUGCUGCUCUGCGUUCCUAGUCUCGUCCUCGCGUCAGCAGGCGAUCGCGCAGAGAACUACAGAAACUGCGUGUCCAAGUGCGAGUCCCGCGUGUGCAAGGAUAAUUGGAAUGCCUGGGCGGACACCGUCCCCCUUCCAAUGCGACUCACCAGAUGGACGUGCUCUGAUGACUGCAAGUACGGCUGCAUGCACGCCAUCACGGAUCAUGCAGAACAAAACGCGCUGCCCGUCGAGCAAUACCACGGCAAAUGGCCGUUCUGGCGACUAGCGGGCAUGCAGGAGCCUGCUUCCGUCGCGUUCUCUUUGCUCAACCUCCUGGCCCAUUACAGAGGGCUGCGGAGGAUACAGAGGAAUAUACCUCAGAAUCAUCCGAUGAAGGGCUACUACCGGCGCUUCGCGUUCGUCAGUAUGAACGCUUGGGCUUGGUCGUCGGUGUUCCACACCCGAGAUCUCCCAACUACCGAGAAGAUGGACUAUUUCUCGGCGGCAUUGGCCAUCCUAUACGCGCUGUACUACACCGUUGUGCGGCUAUUCCACCUGUACAAGUCCGAAGCCGGCGGGUACGAAGUCCGGCGCAGCUCAUCCCUGCCAUACAUUGUAUGGUCAUGUCUUUGCUCCUUCGCAUAUCUUGUGCACGUGUCCUACCUCUCCCUCCUCCCUCGGUUCGACUACACGUACAACAUCGCCUUCAACCUCACCGCCGGGAUGAUCCACAAUCUGCUGUGGCUAGCAUAUUCGCUCCCAUCCUCCGUGCUCCUCCUCCGCCGGUUCCCACACAGGCCACGGUCCUACCGCCCGCCGUACGCCUCCUCCACGGCGCUCUUCGUCAUGUUGACGAUCUUCGCGACGUCGCUCGAGCUCUUUGACUUUCCUCCGUGGGGGCGCAUCAUUGAUGCUCACUCGCUGUGGCACCUGUCAACAGUGCCCAUUGCGAUCUUUUGGUACGAGUUCUUGAUCUCGGACGCGCUCGACGCAGGGUGGAAGGUGGAGAAAUCGUAGAGAUGAACACACAGAAUCGAGUGCUAAACGCAGUCUCGACAUACACUGCCUGCUCCCGUCCUACUGUUGCAUUUCAAUAGACGCGCAUGCGCCAGAGCUUCCGGCAUCGCGUUCACGCCGCCGUGG